This is a messenger RNA of Rhinopithecus roxellana (golden snub-nosed monkey), 481 nucleotides long. RefSeq lists its product as uncharacterized. Lineage: Eukaryota; Metazoa; Chordata; Mammalia; Primates; Cercopithecidae. The record is from RefSeq and is a predicted model, not a curated record.
ACCUGCAUCUGCCAACAAGACUGGAAGCAGGUGAGGCACACAGAAGGGGAGGCCCGCAGCUGCGCGGGAGGAGGGGUGGUCUGAGGGACAUGGGAUGCCGGGAAUUAGGUUGGUUUGCAGGUCGGCGCAUGGACAUUUUCCCAGGAACGGACAGAGACGGCGAAGUUUGACGGUCUGGAAAGCAGAGAUCAGCGGGGCUGACUGCUUGGGAGCACCAAGUAUCCGGACAGCGCCUCUCGGGGGUUCCAAGGAGAGAACCGCGAUCUGUUUCAGCACCGGGGCCCAGGACAGUUCCCAGCGGGCUCCGUUUCGGCGCCAGAACCCUGGACAGCUCCCCCAGCUUGGAAUGUACUCCCCCCACCUCCACCCAGAGCUCCCCACAACUGACCCUGCCUUCUUCUGCAAGCUCUGUUUCAUCAAGGGAAAUGAUCCUUAUUGCCUCACCAUUGCCUACGUGAAGUCUGUAUUGACAUUCUCAUAG